AUGUCUUACUCCACAUGGAUUAGAAAAGAUAGAUUCACAUCGAGAAAGAGAAUGGUUGUGAUUAAUGGUGAAAGUGAAACAUCUGCCGAUCAACUUCCGUUCGCAAGAAGUUAUCAGAUAGAAGCUCUGGAGCAAGCAAUAAAACAGAACACAAUAGUGUUCUUGGAGACUGGAUCAGGCAAAACAUUAAUUGCUAUUAUGCUUCUACGCCACUAUGCUUACCUGUUGCAAAAACCAUCACCUUUCAUUGCAGUUUUUUUGGUACCCACUGUUGUAUUAGUCAAACAGCAAGCUGAUAGUGUUAGAAAACAUGUUGAUCUGAAAGUGGAAGAAUACUGGGGGGAAAAAGGUGUUGAUCUUUGGAAUGCGGCUGAUUGGAAGAAGCAACAAGAUGAAAACCAGCUACUGGUGAUGACACCUCAAAUUUUACUUAAUGCUUUGAACCGUGGUUUUUUAAGCUUGGAUAACAUCAAGCUUCUGAUAUUUGAUGAAUGUCAUCGUGCAAAGAAAAAAUAUGAGUACGCUCUUAUUAUGAAGGAGUUUUAUCACCCCCGGUUACGCGAUGGUGGUUCUCAGCUUCCUAGGAUACUUGGGAUGACAGCUUCACCUGUGGAAGCUAAAGUGUCAAGCUCACCCAAGGAUUAUUGGGAAAAGAUGAACAAACUUGAGACUAUGUUGAAUUCAAAGGUGUAUACGUGCUCAAGUGAAUCUGUGUUAUCUGACUACAUUCCCGUUUCUACUGUUAAGAUUAAGUUUUACAAAAACAUGGCACCUCCUUACCAUGUUCUUGAGGAGUUAAAAAACACUCUUUCAAUUUUAAGACAAAAGCAUGAAUCAAAAGUCAGUAUAAGUUCAACUCUCUCAGAAUCUUCAAGGCAAAAUGCCAUUAAAAGAUUGUCCAAUUUGUAUUCAACUUUUGAAUUUUGCUUAGACGAAUUGGGCAUUUUCUUGGCUUCAAAGGCAGCCGAAGCAUAUUCAUGCGACAAAAAUGACCUGUUUUUAUGGGGGCAACUGGAUGUACGUGGAGAAAAUAUAUCCAGGGAAUUUUGCAAAGAUGCCAACAAAGUUUUUUGCUCAUACAUACCUAAUGAAUGGUCAAUCACUCAAGUCAACGAAGCAACUGUGAGCAUUGGGUUGCUCUCAACAAAAGUCGUCUGUUUAAUCGAAUCUCUUCUGGAAUACAUGGAUGUGAAGGAAAUGAGAUGUUUAAUCUUUGUUGAAAGGGUGGUAACAGCAAGGGUAUUAAAAAGCUUACUGUGUGAAUUGCACUCUAAACUUUUUGACUGGAAAACAGAAUACGUAGCUGGGAAUAAUGCUCUUAUUCAGUCACAAAGCCGGGGUGUACAAAAUAAAAUAGUGGAAGAGUUCCAUAAAGGAAUGGUAAACAUCAUUGUUGCAACAUCAAUUCUUGAAGAAGGCUUGGAUGUGCAGAAAUGCAAUCUUGUAAUAAGAUUCGAUCCUGCAUCUACUGUUUGCAGUUUUAUUCAGUCUAGAGGUCGUGCUCGAAUGCAGGAUUCUGAUUUUCUUUUAUUGGUUAAAAGUGGGGAUGAUGAUACGUUGAAUAAGGUGAAUAAUUACCUUCGGAGUGGAAAGAUCAUGCGGGAUGAGUCUUUGAGCCAUGCUUCUGAACCAUGUGGGCCCCUUGAAAAAGACUUGUAUGAUGAAGUGGUGUAUCAUGUUGAAUCCACAGGAGCGACUUUAAGAUUGAGUUCGAGUAUUUCCAUGGUUUAUUUCUAUUGUUCCAGGCUACCUUCUGAUGGGUAUUUUAAACCUUACCCAAGAUUCGUGAUUGACAAAGAAUUAAGAACUUGCACUAUCUAUUUUCCUAAAAGCUGCCCACUUCCAAGCGUGAAUGUUUCGGGCCCCACAAAAAUGCUGAAGCAACUUGCAUGUUUUGAAGCAUGUAAGCAGUUGCAUGCAAUGGGCGAACUAACGGACAAUCUUAUCCCUGAUACAUUUAAAAAAUCAGCUGAUGAUGAACAAGAAACCGGAAUUAAGUAUGUCGAAGAACAAGUUCAAUACAUACCACCAGAGCUUGUUGGAUUUGGAGAUAAUUCAACUAACUUAUAUUAUUUUUACAAAAUCAAUUUAGAAAAACAUUUUGAAUAUGAGAUUCCACUAGAAGAUAUUGUUCUUGCAGUAAGCACAAAGUUAGAGUUUGACAAUGAAGGGUUGACCUUUGAUCUUGAAUCCCAUAGAGGAGACAUUUCUGUUUCUUUGACUUAUAUUGGAACGUGUAAGCUUACUUCUGAACAGGUAACUUUAACGAAUCAGUUCCAAAUGUUGGUGUUGACACUACUUAUUCACCGGUCAAUUCCGAAGUUGAAAACGUGUGUUGAUUCGUUUAAAUUAAAAAACGUUGCUGACAUGGUAUAUGACUACCUGUUACUCCCGUCAGCGGGCCCACAUAAAGCUCCAAUGAUUGUGGAGUGGAAGGCUGUUAAGGCUGCUAUGUUCUCCUAUGAAAGAGGUGUAGGCGAACAUAUGUGUUGUCUAAAGGGAAAUAAUCAUGAAAAAGUGCACAUAAAAAGUGGAUUAGUAUGUAGUUGUUUAGUGGAAAAUUCUUUAGUGUAUACCCCUCAUAAUGGGCGCAUAUAUUGCACUACUGAAAGAUUACUUGGUUUGAAUGGCAAUUCGACCUUGGAAAUAAAAGAAGGGGAAGUUGUUACCUAUAAAAAUCACUACAAAAGACGACAUGGAGUUGACUUGAUGUUCGAAAAAGAACCGCUUUUUGCUGCUAGACAACUUUUUACAGUUCAAAAUUUUCUUCAAAAUGGGAGACAACAGAAGGAAAAAGAAACAAGUAAUGCAGGAGUUGCGCUGCCAUCUGAACUAUGUGACAUCAUCUUGUCUCCUGUUUCUAUAAGCACCAUUUAUUCUUUCUCCUUUGUUCCAUCAAUCAUGCACAGGAUCGAGUCGUGGAUGAUUGCUUUGAAUUUGAAAAAGAUGCAUUUAUUUCAUAGCAUGCCAAAUGCAGAUGUUCCUGUCAUUAAGGUUUUGGAAGCUAUCACAACAAAGAAAUGUGUAGAAAAGUUUCAUCUGGAAUCCUUUGAGACUCUAGGCGAUUCUUUUCUUAAGUAUGCUACUACUCAACAAUUGUUUAAGACACUUCAAGAUCAACACGAGGGAAUUUUGAGUUCAAGAAGAGAGAAAAUUAUAUCGAAUGACUCGUUAUGCAGAUUGGGAUGUAACUGUAAUCUUCCGGGGUUUAUCCGUAAUGAGCCAUUCGAGCCAAAAACAUGGAUUGUCCCCGGAGAUCGUUCAAGCAACUUUAAAUUGGAGGAAGAGAUUCUAUCGGACGAGAAAAAAAUGUAUAUCAGGGGCAAAAGGGUAAUAAAAAGGAAAGUAGUGGCGGAUGUUGUGGAAGCAUUAAUUGGUGUUUUUUUAAGUGAAGGAGGUGAGAUGGCAGCCUUAUCUUUUAUGAGAUGGAUCGGUAUUUCGGUUGACUUUGUGAACACACCGUAUACACGAGCCUCGACUUUGCAUCCAGAAAAAUAUGUAAACAUUCAGUACUUUGAGUCGUUGCUAAAUUACUCGUUUAGAGACGUUUCUUUACUUGUUGAAGCACUAACUCAUGGGUCUUACAUGCUACCCGAGAUUCCAAAAUGUUACCAGCGUUUGGAGUUUCUUGGGGAUGCAGUGUUGGAUUAUAUGAUCACAGUGUAUUUGUACAAUAAAUAUCCGGGAAUGUCUCCUGGAAUGUUGACUAAUAUGAGGUCAGCUUCUGUCAAUAAUGAUUGUUAUGCACAAUCUGCGGUAAAAUAUGAUCUACACAAACAUAUUCUUCAUGGAUCUCAAGAUCUUCACCGAGCUAUUGUCACAACUGUUCAUGCAUUUGAUCAGUUGUCCAUGAAAAGUACUUUCGGGUGGGAGUUUGAGACCUCAUUUCCUAAGGUACUUGGAGAUGUAAUAGAAUCUAUAGCCGGGGCGAUUCUUGUAGAUUCUGGAUACGAUAAAGAUAAAGUUUUUCAGAGUAUUAGGCCUCUUCUGGAUCCCUUAGUCACACCCGAGACACUAAAACUGCAUCCAGUGAAGGAGUUGCAUGAUAUUUGUCAAAAAAAUCACUUUGAAAUGAAAAAGUCAGCUAAGCAUGGUACUACCGAUGAUGAUACCAUCUCUUUCACUAUAGAGAUAGUAAAAGACAAUAUUGUCCUUAAAGAUUCUUGCAUGGCUGCUGACAAGAAAAUGGCCGAAAGACUUGCGUCAAAGUCUGUUUUGAAGUUGCUUAAAGAGUAUAUGUUAGCCGCAUGAUAACAUUUUUUUGUUGAAGUUGUUUUCGAGGGGUGUGGGCUUGAAUGUUUUUAGAGAUGUUAG
Lactuca saligna is the source of this 4314-nucleotide messenger RNA. The record is from the annotation of a GenBank genome assembly. Lineage: Eukaryota; Viridiplantae; Streptophyta; Magnoliopsida; Asterales; Asteraceae.